Molecule: messenger RNA, 902 nt
Organism: Saccostrea cuccullata (small rock oyster)
Lineage: Eukaryota; Metazoa; Mollusca; Bivalvia; Ostreida; Ostreidae
Exons: 10
Coding region: 38-805 (255 amino acids)
Source: RefSeq, a predicted model, not a curated record
GAACUUUGCAAGUUAGAUAAGCCAUGUUUUGUACGAAAUGAACCAUUUCCACAUAACACGCAUCGACGUAAGAAUGCUGAAGAAUAUCAUUAUACAUCUUCAAGCAGUUCUGUUGUUCACGACAAAUGUUGUUACUGGUUAUGGUCCGCUGUGCAUGAAGUGCCAGGAUGCAACUACAAUAGAAGAAUGCAGACAGCAAUAUACAGUUCCAUGUGGAGAUAGAGAUGAUUGCUUUUUGAGGAAAUAUACGACAGAUAAUGCAGAGAUCAGAUUUGAGGCAGGAUGUUUAGCAAAAUCGACAUGUUCCAUUCUGAAUUCAUUCCAUUCAGACAACCCUGUAGGUAAGCGAAAUGUAGAUCUACUGAGGACAAAGAAAGAAGUCACCAAUUGUUUUCAAUGUUGUAAUGGAUCUCUUGUACAUGGUGGUCCUUGUAAUUCCCAUCUCUGUGGCCAAGCACCUGGUCCAGAGUUAGUGACCUGUAAAAUGUGUCCCGGUGUUCAUGAUCACAUCGAAAGCUGCUCACAUGAAGACGUAUGUCCUCCAGGAGAGGCCUGCUACACAGGUAUUCGUAUUGUUGGCAGUGUCCCAAAAUAUGUUUUUGGAUGUGCCAAGAAACGAAUUUGUAGGUCAUUAGCUUCGGACAAUGUUAGAGAAACAAGAGAAAUACAUGGGGAUAUUGGUUUAAGUAUUUGCGAUGCCUGUUGUAUUGGAAUUAAUUGUAAUGAGGCGGAGUGUUUUGCUCUAAAGAACGUAAUGAAAUAUAGUGAUUACGUAGACAAUACAACAUCAACAACUUUUGGAUGACGUCAAUGGAGCAUUCAAAAUUUCAGUGGAUUGUGUCUAUGUUAUGUUAAUGAUUGACUGCACCAUAAGGCGUUCUUCAUGCAUUUCCAUUUUAAUC